GUGACUUUAAGAAAACACAACACAGAAUCCACAUUUGCCUCAAAUGGAGCAGUGACCUGGAUAAGACCCCAGCAGAGCACAGGGGAAACCAGGCAGUGGAGUCCUAGAGUCAAUUAAAGAGGCAAGGAUGCCUCCAUUUACAUUCAUGGUUGAGCUAUCUUUGUUGCCCAAAUGACCUGGGAGCACAUCAGUUCAUGCCCUUCACUAUUAAAUCUGUAUAAGAUAGCUAAGUUAAGGAGAAUGUGCAUCUAGGUGUACUGGUUAAGAUUCAUAGGAUAUUAAUGGUUUCAAUAGGUGGUUCCUAUUGGUGUGAAUUAAAGAAUCUGAUAAAUAUGUUGAAUAGAGGUAGAAAAAAUUGGUCUAAGAUGUUUUCCCUCUUCAACUUAAGAUUUGAAUGAGAGCAGAAAACAGACUGCCUUCAGAUACAUCAUUGUGGCUUAUUUAAAAUGGCCAUGGAAGAUUCUCCCUUGGUGAGAGUCAGUCCAAGGAGUCACUGUGUAUAUAGAACAAUACUAAAUACUGACCUCAGCAACCCAAGAGAAAUAUGCUUUUAGAUUCAUGCAGACAUUUCCACGUAAUAGUUGGACACAUGAAUCUUAUUCAUAUAGAAGUAUAAAGUUGUUGGGAAAAUCCACAGGUUUUCCUUCUUGGUCCAUUUACAAUUGAUUAUAUACAUUUAAAUUUUCUAUCAGAUCCACAGCUGAGAAGCUCGUUCUGUCAAGGUGCAGUCUAAUGUGAACAUAAGCGGGAACUUUUGUGUCUUAAGGCUGAUUCAUGUGAAUGUAUGGCAAAAACCACCACAAUAUUGUAAAGUAAUUAGCCUCCAAUUAAAUGUUUUUUAAAAAAUCAUGUGAGGGAAAAAAAAAAAGUUACAUAUAAGAAGGUCUAGCCUGUGCGCAGGAGUCCACGUGGGCGCUGGUGCAGCCAGGAACCGCGCGGGUUGCCAUGGUGGAGCUGCAACAGUUCUGGCUGCAGGAGGCAGUGGACUCCAUGGUGAAGUGUCUGGAGAGGGAAGAUAUCCAGAAGAUGCAGGGCCUCAUGUUCUGGUGCUGCGCCGGCUGUUGCGAAGACAGCCAGGCGUCCGUGUAGCAAGUGCACCAGUGCAUUGAGCACUGCCAUGCAUCUCUGGCUCAAGCCCAGGCCCUGGUGACCAGCGAGUUGGAGAAGUUCCAGGACCGCCUGGCCCGGUGCACUCUAUGUAUUGCAGUGACAAAGCCAAAGAUUCAAUAGAUGUGGGGAGUAAGGAGCUGCAGGUGGAGCGGCGGCUGGAGACCUGCGUGACCAAGUGAACCUCAUCCCAACCUUGACCAGGAAGAUGAAGGAGUCUCUCUCAGCCAUUGGGAAAUAGCUGUCUGCUAGUGGCCAUCCAGGGAAGAAGAAAGUCUAGUUGGAGUCCUGAAACCAAGCUCGGUGGCUGCAAUAUCAUCAGAAGGAGCUAUCUCAGAUUACUGGUUUAUUAUAGGAUAUAACCCAGGAACAGCCAGAUGGAAGAGACUCACACGGUAACAUCCAUGCCCUGUCUGAAUGACCAACGUGCCAGCAUUUCCAUGUGUCCACCAGCCCGGAAACUCCCAACUAUGUCAAAGAGUCGAUUUGGACACGGGAAGAAAACUCUAGAUACAUUUUUCUGGAUAAACGAGGUAACUGGAGAAAUCACCUACCCCCAGAAGACAGACGCACCCGCAACGUCGCCAGCUCCUCUCCAGAAGCCGGGAGAGGGACCCAGAUCUCAGCGCGGGGCCGCUCAGGGUGCUCCUCCCAGCACCCAGGACGCGGCCAGCACACUUGCGCAGAACGCCUCCCCUCCACCCGCUCCUAAAGCUGCCCUGAAAGACGUUGGCUCCCGAAACUCCUUCCCAGCUCCGCCGCCCUAUCUCCGGGCCAAAGAUGGAGCCCCGAGCCCUUUGCCGUUCUCUGCAGUUCCUGUCACCAUCUCACCGCCAGGAGGCGCUCUGCCACCGUUCAGCCCCCUUGGGCCAGCCCUUCUGCCGCAAGCCUCUGCCUUCCCUCCCAGCCCUUCUGCCCCCUGGGGCUUCACCUGCAAGCUGAAAAACAUCCUUUCUGGGAAUAACCGAUUUUCCUUUUGA
Molecule: messenger RNA, 2087 nt
Organism: Dama dama (fallow deer)
Lineage: Eukaryota; Metazoa; Chordata; Mammalia; Artiodactyla; Cervidae
Exons: 4
Coding region: 1485-2087 (200 amino acids)
Source: RefSeq, a predicted model, not a curated record